This is a messenger RNA of Panonychus citri (citrus red mite), 1691 nucleotides long. RefSeq lists its product as uncharacterized. The coding region runs from base 8 to 1231 and encodes 407 amino acids. The record is from RefSeq and is a predicted model, not a curated record. The transcript is spliced from 2 exons. Lineage: Eukaryota; Metazoa; Arthropoda; Arachnida; Trombidiformes; Tetranychidae.
UUUAAGAAUGUCAGAAGGUAUCUUACCGGUUACAGGUAAUAAUUCAAAUAAUAAUAAUAGUAAUUCUAGUAACAAUAAUAGUAAUAAUAAUCUACCUCGAGGAUUGAUGAGUAAAUCGGGUUUACCAUUUAAUCCUAAUCAACGAUUACCCUCUUUAAGGUCAAGUUUAUCAAAACCAAGUUUACUUUUCCAAUCAAGUGCCUCAUUCAAUCACAAUCAGAUUGUUAAUUCAUCAUCAUCAUCAUCGCCAACCAAAAGUCCAAUUACAGGUAAACGUAACUACGAAUCAAACAUUGGUUCAAUUGAAUGUAUGGUAAAUACAAGAAGAAAUCAACCAGGAGAGGUUAAAGGUUUUACCAAUGGUGUUAAACAACAAGGUGGUAAAAAUGGUUUGGACUCUUGGAGAGGAGGAUCAACACCUUCAUCUUCAUCAACUGGAAGAUGUAGAAGACAAAAUGUUAAAAAACCUCGUAAAUUAAUCCAAUUGGAAUCAACAGUUUUCACUGGAGCUGCAAGAUCACCUAUUAAGAAAAAUUUAGAUUCUAAUAAGAAAUUGAAGAGUAAACAACCUGCAAUCUCAUCAUUACCUUCACCCGUUGAAGAGCAAUCAGAAGACUCCAUUGAACCAGCUUACAUUGAAGGAAAAUUAUAUCAAGAUGAUUUUAUUAAUCAAUCAGUUGACAAAGAUGAUAAUUGUGACCAUUUACCUCAAGGGUGGGAAAAUUUAUCAAUGCCAAUGGUAAACGAUCCUGUGACAACCUGUAAAAGUGAACACUGGUUAACACCCGAUCCAUUGAGAGAUAAAUUAAUCUUAUUUCAAUUACCAAAGAUGUUGGAAAAUCAGACAAACACAAAAUUGGGUAAAUUGAGAAUCUAUGAAAGCGGAAAAGUUGAAUUAGUAAACAAUCCAAGCGAUUUGAUCUUCGAAGUGACCAAUGUUUGCCAAUCAAAGAAAAUCAACAAAUCAACCACCUCAUCUUCCUCCACCUUCACCUCCUCCUCCUCAUCAUCAUCAUCAUCAUCAUCAACAAUAACACCACCAGCAUCGAUCCCUAAUGAUAUGGACAAUGAUGAAAUUGUUAGAAAUCCCAACCAACUCAAUCAACUGGACCACAUUGAACCACAAUUAAAUCGUGAAGUCGUAAUUUAUUCUGGUAGGAAUCUCAUUUCAAUUGGAAAACUUGAAUCAGAUGCUGCAAUAGUAAUACCAAAGCUAUUUAAUAACAUUUAAAGUCGAAAAUUUCUGAUUCAAUAAUAUUGAUUAAGAAAUUGUAUUUUAUUACCAAACAAUUAAUGAGAUUAUUUGAUUCAGAUUGAGAAGCAAAACAAUUCCCAACAAUCCAAAACUAAAUUGUAUUAAUUUGAAUUCCAUCUCUCUCUCUCCUUGUCUGAUUACAAUCUCUUAAUUAUGUCAACUCCAAGUGAUUAAAUUUACGCACAGAGACUUAAAUUGUAAAUUUAGGAAAUUCAAGAAAAAAUUGACAACCUAAUUGUUUGUCCUUUAUUGUGAAUCUCUGAUUUAACACAAUUUACUAAUUACCAAUUUCAUCAUGUUUGUGUAAAUAUUUUUGUUUCCAUUCAUCAAAAAAAUCAACAACAACAAACUGUAAGUUCAUUAAUCAUUGUAAAAAUGUUGAAUGAAUUUUUUAAACAUUAUCAUCACCGAGAAUUAAAAAAGUCAAUCAAAAUUA